AGCCUCACAGGCCGGCUGCCUGUUCACCCGGCCAGUCGGUCGGUCUGGGCACUGCAGCACUUGACUGGGAGAAAAGUGGUGUCCUCACCCAGAGUCUCUCUUUCUACCUACCUUCCUUCUCUCGGUCUCUGUUUGCUUUGUGUGUGUGUGUGUUUUUUUUUUUUUUUCUUUUUUCUUUCACUUAAUUAUAUUCCUAAUCCUGGAUGAAGUUGCUGGAUUCUGCAGCACAAGUCUUCAUGAACAAGCGGCACCGCUCAGAGAUUUCACGGCAUUCAAAGGUCACAGAACUGCCACUAUGGUUAAAUGUCUUGUUUAAUGGUUGAGAGGUGUGGCGAAAUCUUGUUUGAGAACCCUGACCAGAAUGCCAAAUGUGUUUGCAUGCUAGGAGAUGUACGACUAAGGGGUCAGACGGGGGUUCCUGCUGAACGCCGUGGCUCCUACCCAUUCAUUGACUUCCGCCUACUUAACAAUACAACACACUCAGGGGAAAUUGGCACCAAGAAAAAGGUGAAACGACUGUUAAGUUUCCAAAGAUACUUCCAUGCAUCGAGGCUGCUUCGUGGAAUCAUACCACAAGCCCCCCUCCACCUGCUGGAUGAAGACUACCUUGGACAAGCACGGCAUAUGCUCUCCAAAGUGGGAAUGUGGGACUUUGACAUUUUCUUGUUUGAUCGCUUGACAAAUGGAAACAGCCUGGUAACACUGCUGUGCCACCUCUUCAACACCCAUGGACUCAUUCACCAUUUCAAGUUGGACAUGGUGACUUUACACAGGUUUUUAGUCAUGGUUCAAGAGGAUUACCACGGCCAAAACCCGUAUCACAAUGCUGUUCAUGCAGCUGAUGUCACCCAGGCCAUGCACUGCUACCUGAAAGAGCCAAAGUUGGCCAGCUUCCUCACACCUCUGGACAUCAUGCUUGGACUACUUGCUGCAGCAGCACAUGAUGUUGACCACCCAGGGGUGAACCAGCCAUUUUUGAUCAAAACUAACCACCAUCUUGCCAACCUGUAUCAGAAUAUGUCUGUGCUGGAGAAUCACCACUGGCGAUCUACAAUUGGCAUGCUUCGAGAAUCAAGGCUUCUUGCUCACUUGCCAAAGGAAAUGACACAGGAUAUUGAACAGCAGCUGGGCUCCCUGAUCUUGGCAACAGACAUCAACAGGCAGAAUGAAUUUCUGACCCGAUUGAAAACUCACCUCCACAAUAAAGACUUAAGGCUGGAGGAUGCUCACGACAGACACUUUAUGCUUCAGAUCGCCUUGAAGUGUGCUGACAUUUGCAAUCCUUGUAGAAUCUGGGAGAUGAGCAAGCAGUGGAGUGAAAGGGUCUGUGAAGAAUUCUACAGGCAAGGUGACCUUGAACAGAAAUUUGAACUGGAAAUCAGUCCUCUUUGUAAUCAACAGAAAGAUUCAAUCCCUAGUAUACAGAUUGGUUUCAUGACCUACAUCGUGGAGCCACUGUUCCGGGAGUGGGCGCGCUUCACAGGAAACAGCUCCCUGUCGGAGAACAUGCUAAGCCACCUCGCACACAACAAGGCCCAGUGGAAGAGCUUGUUGUCCAAGCAGCACAGACGCAGGGGCAGCACAGACCACGCGGGCCCUGGGACUGAGAAGGAGGAGCAGACUGUGGCGGAGGGCGACACGCCCUAGUGCCGCCUGCCCUGGUCCUGCGCCGCGGAGGACGACGCGAUCCUGCGUCCCUAACCUGGGUGGCCUCGGGGCUCCCUUGAUUGCCUCUUUGCUCCCACUGCCUGCCUCCCUCCUUUUUCCAAGUGUACAGAAGCCAUUUUUCACCUAGCAUUAGCUGCCGAAAAGAAGCAACUCCAUUCAAGAAAGUGGGAGCGGAUUCCAGGGGCAGUCGUCCCCCAAGGAGAAGACUGGGAGGAAGCCGUGCCUCUGCCACGUUCCCCACUGGCCCUGGGUCGCACUGUGACAGGCAGCUCCUGAGACCCGAGUAUCUUAGGGUUUGCCAUCUGCAGGACAAAAACACCAGCAUAUUUGGAACUCCAAGGAUAUUGGUCUUAAGUGCAAGAGCACAAAUAAGAGCGUGAAAGAAAGUACCUUCUAUUUUAAUAAUAAUUAUUAUUAUAAGAAUAAUAAUAAAUCUUUUUAACUUUUAUAUUUUAUGCACUAGACAAGGGAUCUAAAACUUUGGACUAAGAUUACUCAGUGUACCCAAACUUGAACAGGGGUUCAUUGUUUUGUUACUGACUUUAUGCCACUUUGGGUCAGAAAUUUGGCAUCUUCUCAAUUUAAGAAACCGCGUUUCCUAUCUGAUCUGGGGGAAGGUGCUGUACAGUUCAUUCCUUUGCACCGUUAGCCAAUCUGUCUUUUAUGGAUUCAGUGACCUGUUUAUAUUCAUACAUGUACAUUUUCUGUAAAUACCAAGCGCUACUGAUUCCCAUGCCAAAAUACAUGAGUAUUAUGGGAUUGCUACCUGUAUAAACAAUGGCACUGUGAACAGAAUAUUGUUAGUUUUAAUACAUGAGAAUGCAUUUGUAAAUAUGAUAUAGAGUUUAUUAAUAUACUAUUGUUUGCAGAUAAAGGCCUUAACUUUAAA
This is a messenger RNA of Marmota flaviventris (yellow-bellied marmot), 2557 nucleotides long. It is a transcript of the gene Pde7b, whose product is annotated as phosphodiesterase 7B. The record is from RefSeq and is a predicted model, not a curated record. Gene Ontology annotation, biological process: signal transduction. Gene Ontology annotation, molecular function: 3',5'-cyclic-nucleotide phosphodiesterase activity. NCBI's taxonomy places the organism in Eukaryota, Metazoa, Chordata, Mammalia, Rodentia, Sciuridae.